CCAAAACCAAAUCUCUAGACUAAGAUAGAGAAAACCUAACUUAAAGUUAAAACCUUUUUUUUCAUUUUGUUCUGAGGGGGCUUUUGUGUUGACGGUGGUGGGAACAAAGGAACAUCGUAUCCAUUCUGUCCGGGAAACACAGCAAUGUUCAUUUCCGACAAAUCUCGUCCUACUGAUUUCUACAAAGACGAUCAUCACAAUUCCUCCACCACCAGCACCACACGCGAUAUGAUGAUCGAUGUACUCACCACUACCAACGAAUCAGUAGAUCUACAAUCUCACCACCACCACAAUCACCACAAUCAUCAUCUCCACCAAUCUCAGCCACAACAACAGAUUCUCCUCGGAGAAAGCAGUGGAGAAGAUCACGAAGUUAAAGCACCAAAGAAACGAGCGGAGACAUGGGUUCAAGACGAAACUCGUAGCUUAAUCAUGUUCCGUAGAGGUAUGGAUGGUUUAUUCAAUACAUCCAAAUCUAAUAAACAUCUCUGGGAACAGAUUUCGUCUAAGAUGAGAGAAAAAGGGUUUGAUCGAUCUCCGACUAUGUGUACUGAUAAAUGGAGGAAUCUGUUGAAAGAGUUUAAGAAAGCUAAGCAUCAUGAUAGAGGAAAUGGAUCGGCGAAGAUGUCGUAUUACAAAGAGAUUGAAGAUAUUCUUAGAGAGAGGAGCAAAAAAGUGACACCACCACAGUAUAAUAAGAGCCCUAAUACACCACCUACAUCAGCCAAAGUUGAUUCCUUUAUGCAAUUUACUGAUAAAGGUUUUGAUGAUACGAGCAUUUCUUUUGGAUCCGUUGAAGCUAAUGGCAGGCCAGCCUUAAACCUUGAAAGGCGUCUUGAUCAUGAUGGUCAUCCUCUUGCAAUCACUACAGCAGUUGAUGCUGUUGCAGCAAAUGGAGUUACUCCUUGGAAUUGGAGAGAGACUCCUGGAAACGGCAAGUCCUCAGAAAAAGCUUAUAUAAACUUAAGCCUCAAAGUUUAAUUUUCUAUAAGGCUAAAGAUAUGUUUUUUGAACUGUAUGUUUAUGUUCCAAGCAUGGUGUAAUAUGUGUAAGAAUCCACGUUUUCUCAUUUUGAGGUUGCUUCACAGCCUCUGCUCCUCUGCUUGAUUUAUUCGUUCGGUCUCUUUAUAACUGAGUAGAGCUUUUCAUUUGUUUCAUGUUUAUACAAGCAGGUGAUGAUAGUCAUGGUCAGCCUUUUGGUGGUAGGGUCAUAACAGUGAAAUUUGGUGACUAUACAAGAAGAAUCGGUGUUGAUGGUAGUGCAGAAGCAAUCAAAGAGGUAAUCAGAUCUGCUUUUGGGUUAAGAACUCGAAGGGCUUUUUGGUUAGAAGAUGAAGAUCAGAUUAUUCGCUGUCUUGACCGAGACAUGCCCUUAGGGAACUAUCUACUCCGUCUGGAUGAUGGACUGGCCAUUAGGGUUUGCCAUUAUGAUGAAUCCAACCAAUUACCAGUCCAUUCAGAAGAGAAAAUCUUCUACACUGAAGAAGACUACCGCGAGUUUCUGGCUCGACAGGGAUGGUCAAGCCUGCAAGUUGAUGGUUUUAGGAACAUAGAAAACAUGGAUGAUCUUCAACCUGGUGCUGUGUAUCGAGGUGUGAGAUGAGGAAAUGAGAUCACAAAACUUCUUCUCCAAUUCUAUCAACAGUUAUCUGAUCAGAAAACAGUCCCCUGUAGAUAUGAUCUCAUUCUCUUUAUACAUUUCUUCUUUUUUUCAUGUACUUGCUCAAAUAUGAAAUAUCAUAACUGGCAUUUACCGUACAGACCAAGAAGACCUCAAAAUAGAUUUUUGGUCUGUUACAUUUGUAAGAACAGAACAUAAGAGAAGUGAAUAAAUUGUUCACAAUCAGACGAGCGAGUGUUUGUGUGUGGUA
Arabidopsis thaliana (thale cress) is the source of this 1871-nucleotide messenger RNA. It is a transcript of the gene GT-1, whose product is annotated as Homeodomain-like superfamily protein. The coding region runs from base 145 to 981 and encodes 278 amino acids. Gene Ontology annotation, cellular component: nucleus. NCBI's taxonomy places the organism in Eukaryota, Viridiplantae, Streptophyta, Magnoliopsida, Brassicales, Brassicaceae. The record is from RefSeq and is marked reviewed. Gene Ontology annotation, biological process: regulation of DNA-templated transcription. The transcript is spliced from 4 exons.